ACGAGCAGCAGGAUGACGAUGAUGAUGAAGAAGGGGUCGUGGAGCCCCGAGGAGGACAGCCUGCUGACCAGCCUCGUGGAGCAGCACGGCCCCCACCGCUGGAGCCUCAUCAGCGCCGCCAUCCCCGGCCGCUCCGGCAAGUCCUGCCGCCUCCGCUGGUGCAACCAGCUCAGCCCCGACGUGCACCACCGCCCCUUCACGCCGCGCGAGGACGCGCUCAUCCUCGCCGCCCACGCCCGCUACGGCAACAAGUGGGCCACCAUCGCGCGCCUCCUCCCGGGCCGCACCGACAACUCCAUCAAGAACCACUGGAACUCCAACCUGCGCAGGUGCAGGCGCCGGGCGGCGGCGGCAGCAGCGGCGGCGGCCGCAUCAACCUCCUCCCGCGGCGGCGGCGGUGGUGCUGCUGCCGCCGCAGGCCCCCACCAGCCGCCGCGCCGCAUCAACCACCUGCUGCAACAGCAAUCUGCUGAUGAUCAUCAGCAACGACAGUGCCUGCUGAUGGGACGAUUAGGGCCCAAUCCCAACAGCAACACUCUGCUGCUGCAUGGGAGUGGGACUCCUCCUCCUGCUGAUGAGCCGCAGCCGCCCACAUCUCUAACCCUGAGCCUGGGCCUACCGCUGCCACCAGCAGAUCCAGAAGCCGCUGCUGCUGAUGAGGUUCCCAAGCAGCAGCAGGCACCAGAGCCGCCAGCAGGCAUGAUGAAAAUGAAAGCUGCAGAUCAAGACCUGCUGCGGCAGCCAUCGAUAUCGCCCCCCCUGCCGCUGCCUCAUCAUCAGGAAGGAAACGCGCAGCUCAUAGCGGCAGUGCGCCAGAUGGUGAGGGAGGAGGUGCAGCGCCACACAGGGCAGCUCGCAUGCUCACUUAUGGCAGCUGCAGCAUGGGCAAAGCAGCCACACCACCGUUAGUUGAUCGAUCGAUCGAUUAGCCAUCUAUUUACUUUAUACUAUAUAUUUUCCUUGUAUUUACUUUCAUGCAUGCCGCAUGAGUUUGUUAGUUUGCCAAACUCAGACAGCUACCAUAUACUGUUGUUUGGCUUAUGUAUUGUUUUCCCUUGUGCAUUUAAUUUAAUUUAUUGUAUUCAAUUUCCUUUUGUAUGGUUUUAAUUUGUUUAUAUCUGUAUAUACAUAUAU
Panicum virgatum (switchgrass) is the source of this 1134-nucleotide messenger RNA. RefSeq names its product transcription factor MYB10-like. The record is from RefSeq and is a predicted model, not a curated record. The transcript has a single exon. The coding region runs from base 13 to 909 and encodes 298 amino acids. NCBI's taxonomy places the organism in Eukaryota, Viridiplantae, Streptophyta, Magnoliopsida, Poales, Poaceae.